AUGGCAUUUCCUUGCAGACCCCUAACUCAGCUUCUGGGUUCAAAUGGCCCAGUUCACGCCCUAACUUACUCUUCCUCACCCUCGACCUACAUCCUCACUGGCUCAGCUGAUCGCUCUGUCCGUCUUUAUAACCCCUCACGCCCCUCCUCCGGCCCAAUUGACCCCCUCGCGCCCCCAAAGCCCACCCAACUCAUCCAAACAUACUCCGCUCACGGUUAUGAAGUCCUCUCCAUCACAGUCGCCAGUGACAACGCAACCUUCGCCUCAGCAGGCGGCGAUCGCUCCGUCUUCCUCUGGGAUGUAAGCACUGCGCAGACCAUCCGUCGACUUGGUGGUAAUCAAGGACACACUGCCAGGAUAAAUACUGUUUCUUUUGCUGGCUCGGGAGAUAGUGUGUUGAUCAGUGGGAGUUUCGACGCGAGUGUGAGAAUAUGGGAUCUGAGGAGUCAGAGCUAUAAGCCGAUCAUGGUUCUUGAGGAUGCGAGGGAUUCGAUAAGCUGUGUGCUUGCUGGACGAGGUGGUGGGGCUGGAGGUGUCGAGUAUGAAAUUCUGACAGGGAGUGUGGAUGGGAGGGUGAGGUGCUAUGAUUUGAGGGUUGGGAGAGUGGAGACGGAUGUUAUUGGAGCGAGUGUGACGAGUUUGGAGAGGACGAGAGAUGGAAAGGGGAUUUUGGUAGGUGGGUUAGAUAGUUCGAUACGGCUCAUGGAUCGGGAUAGUGGAGGCUUGUUGAAGAGUUAUAAAGGGCAAGGAUGGAAGAAUGAGGAGUUCAGACUCAGGAGUGGAUUCGGAAAUAGGGACAGAUGGAUCUUGUGCGGCAACGAAGACGUUCAAGGACCGGACGGAGAAGUCGUGGUCUGGGAUACGAUGAGUGGGGAGGUGGUUGAGAAGAUCAAGGUCGAGGGUUCGAAAGUCGAGUCAAAGAAGAAAAUUGGCAUGGAUGGAAAGGAGAAGCAGAAGAGGAACGUGAUCAGUUGUCUUGCAUGGAAGGAGAAUGGGAGGGGUGAUCAAUGGUGCUGUGCUGGAACUGAUGGGAUCGUUACUGUCUUCGGACCUCCUUGA
Messenger RNA from Cadophora gregata, 1059 nucleotides. RefSeq lists its product as uncharacterized. The record is from RefSeq and is a predicted model, not a curated record. Gene Ontology annotation, cellular component: catalytic step 2 spliceosome. The transcript has 2 exons. Bases 1 to 1059 code for a protein of 352 amino acids. Gene Ontology annotation, biological process: mRNA splicing, via spliceosome. Lineage: Eukaryota; Fungi; Ascomycota; Leotiomycetes; Helotiales; Ploettnerulaceae. Gene Ontology annotation, molecular function: protein binding.